AACGGAAAAUGAUACCGAAGACUAGACUUGGGAAACGGUCACCACUGGGCACCCUGGUGUGUGGUUCCUCUGCGGAGGGCCUGACAGAAACGGGACCCCAUGGAUGCCCGGACAGUGGGCUUCACAGAAGCAAGCUUUACCCGGGACAGAAGGUGUAUGUGCACUGCGGCGGCCACGAAUGUGGAGGUGUGGUCGAACAGCAUAACCACGUGGACAAUGAAGUGUCUAUCUUCCUGCCGCAGCUCAACCAGCAUGUUCAUCGCAAGCUGGAAGAUGUGUGGACGAGCCCCACGUCCAGUUCUACCUCCUCAGUCUCCUCGUCCAUUGAUGUGCCAAGAAGGAGUCCAGAGACAGUGGACAUGGAUGAGAUUAUGGCUGCAAUGGUGCUUACAAGUCUGUCGUGCAGUCCAGUCAUCCAACACUCUGCUCCAGGGAGCGCAACUCAAGCUUUGUGUGGAAUGGAAAAUGGUGGUGGCGAACUGUCUGAUGGUGGAUAUUGGAGCUGCGACCAUGGAAAUGGAAGCCCCGCCCCAUCCCCACCCAUCGCAGAGAUGGACACGAGCGCCCCUCUCGUCGACGAAGGCCUGGACAUGGAACUAGACCAAAUGUUGUUCAACAAGCCAACGGCAAGGAAACGCAAGAACUCAGUAAAAGUUGCAUAUCGGUGCUUGUGGCCAAAUUGUGGAAAAAUACUGACCACAGUAGUGGGCAUCAAACGUCACAUCCGAAAUUCUCAUCUUGGACAAAGUGAUGAGCACUCCCAAAGGGAAGAAGACUUCUACUACACUGAAGUCUAUCAGGACUUGGAACAGACUACUCCCUCUGGUGGCCACCGGCCUUCCUGCACUUCUCCAUCCAGUCCCAGCCGGCUCACGCCCACACCUCCCUCCACCCCUGACAUGCUCCAGCCCAGCCCGCUCAGCCAGUCCGCCCCGGGCAGCUUCUGGCAGGUCCAUUCUGAGCACUCUUACCAGGUUGUGACUCAGAGCAAACCAGUGUCUGUUCCUGUGUCCUGUCAUUGGACUCCAUCUCUCACAGUUCACCAGAGCAAACAGGGCUCACCAUUCCGCGGUCGUUCAGUUAGUGUUGGUGAACAGUGGCUCCAAAAUAACAAUGCCACCUUCAGGCCACAUCCUGCCAGUGUUUCACCUCCAAGAAACCAUUGCACUUCAAGGAGGAUUCGGGGCGAAGCCAAGAAAUGCCGAAAGGUAUACGGCAUUGAACACCGAGACCAGUGGUGCACCGCCUGCCGCUGGAAAAAGGCCUGUCAGAGAUUCCUCGACUGAAUCCUUCUUUAGAUUGCUGGAAACAGAACACUAACCUUACAGAGACAGAGAGGUCUUACCUGGACCUUACACUUACAGAGAGGUCUUACCUGGAACUAUGGUUGGAAGAAA
Sinocyclocheilus grahami is the source of this 1397-nucleotide messenger RNA. RefSeq names its product zinc finger protein 395-like. Gene Ontology annotation, cellular component: nucleus. Bases 9 to 1286 code for a protein of 425 amino acids. Lineage: Eukaryota; Metazoa; Chordata; Actinopteri; Cypriniformes; Cyprinidae. The record is from RefSeq and is a predicted model, not a curated record. The transcript has 9 exons. Gene Ontology annotation, biological process: regulation of transcription by RNA polymerase II. Gene Ontology annotation, molecular function: DNA-binding transcription factor activity; RNA polymerase II cis-regulatory region sequence-specific DNA binding.